This is a messenger RNA of Sapajus apella (tufted capuchin), 1771 nucleotides long. RefSeq names its product chromosome unknown C17orf67 homolog (gene CUNH17orf67). NCBI's taxonomy places the organism in Eukaryota, Metazoa, Chordata, Mammalia, Primates, Cebidae. The transcript has 4 exons. The coding region runs from base 1038 to 1310 and encodes 90 amino acids. The record is from RefSeq and is a predicted model, not a curated record.
CCAAACCAGAAGAAAAAACUUUCUUCAUGUGAUAUUUAUAGAUGAUUUGAAUUUAAAAUGACUUUGAUUUCUUAACCUUUUAUUGUCUUAAUAAAAAUACUCUCGAGUUAGGAACACGGCUGGUUCCAGUCUUAUGACAGUAUGUUUAAUGAGGCCCUGUAAAAGAUGAGGAGUUGUCCCUGAGGUUAUGGGGCUUACCGGGAAGAGCACAUGUUCUAGGUUUGAAGACGGAAGACUUAGGCUUUAUCUUGGCAGACGUAAUGUGUGAAUUUGAUCUUGAUUUCACAUCUCUGAAUCUCACUUUCCUUAUUUGUAAAAUGGAAAUAGAUUAUGAGUAGUACUAGCUGCCACGAAGGUCGUCGCGUUCUCCUCAUCCUUUAUCAUACCCCGCAAGAUAGUUGCUCUUACCUCCUUACCUCCUUUUGACAGAGGAGGAAACUGAAUUUCAGAAAGGGUCUACCAGUUACCUAAGGUUACGUUGCUAGAAACAGUUGAAGUGAGGAUUUGAACUCAGUUUUUCUGUCUCCAAAGUCAGCUGAAAAUUAUUUUUUCCCACUCAUCAUGCCCCUUGUUAAUUUCCCUGCCUACCUCUGAGAUUAUUGGGAAGAUCAAAUUAGACUGGCGAAUGGGCUUUGGAAAAUGUCAUAAAAGACACAAACAUGUAAUAGAUCAUGAAUUCUCAGUGAAACAGGAGCAUAAACAGAAGCUCCAGAGAAAUGCAAACUUCUGUCUGGUGCAUAUUAUCUGUCUGUUUAAAUGAAGUGAGUAUCACAUGUUGUGUUUUCAGAUCCAAGCUCUGAAAGUCAUAUUACAGAGGAAUGAUUUCCUUCCUCCGGAUAAAAAUUGACAGGAAUUUGGAGGAAAAUAUUUCAGUGGUAAUUACUAAAACGCUCAGAGUCAGAUACAUUCAGCAUCAUACUGUAAGUCCUGUUAGUCAAAGCAUAAACAAGCGUAGGGCCUGGGGUGGCUUCCUUCAAGUAGGCUGACUCAGUCUGGGAGGAUUCACUUAGCAAGAAGCAGAGAGGAACCAAAGCAGGAUGAAGACGUUGCCCGUGCUCGUCCUGGCUCUUACCUUACUAACUGUCUUCUCAGAGACCUCCCCGAUUUUGACGGAGAAGCAGGCCAAACAGCUGCUAAGAUCUCGGCGACAGGAUAGACCACGCAAACCCGGAUUCCCUGACGAGCCAAUGCGGGAGUACAUGCAUCACCUGCUCGCCCUGGAGCACCGCGCUGAGGAGCAGUUCCUGGAGCACUGGCUGAACCCUCACUGCAAACCCCAUUGUGACAGGAACAGGGUUCAUCCUGUGUAAGGGGCUUGGGACCAGCCUCGCAAGCAUUUUAAUAGGCAACAACCCGGAUAAUGUUGAAACAAGACAAGGCUGCUUCUUUCAUUUUUUUUUAAAUUGUGGAAAUGGAUGUCUUCAGACCUUGUGAACUGUGGGCAUGUCAAAGGUUGUCUUGGAAAUAGCAAAUAUAUAUACUGCUUCAUUUUGCUAACCUGCAUAAAUCACUAAAACCAAUAGCUGAAAACAUAGACACUUUCCAAAGGUCUUCCCAUCAGUUUGUAAGAGUGGGAAGAACCAGAAUCUUACCUGGGGCUGAUGGAGCUGGAACCCCCAGACCAGGAGUUGGGGCAGGCUGCCUGCCCUAAAGAAUUUGGGGAAGCCUUGUUCAGAGUAGUGAAGCAUACCACUUGGGGUUGCUGAGUUGUUUUGUCAUCUAUUUUUUUCUUCUUCUUUUCUGCCCUAAUAAACAUGGAUAUUAAAUUUAA